CUUCUGUGUGGUGCGAACUCUCGCAUAAGUCCGGAUUCUCCCAGACCCAAGUCUGCUUUUCAAGAUACCUUAAAGCCACUGACACUGACUUACCAUGCCUACUUCGGAGUGAGGUACUACCCACUGGAUCCUACCCAAAUCAUGGAUGAGCAGACGAGGUACCAGAUAUUCCUGCAAGUGCGUGAUGACUUGGCGUCUGGACGAAUGCCAGUGAACGAGGAUUUGUUCGUCAAGCUCUGUGGAUUGAUCUUACAGUCUGACUGUGGUGAUUACGGAGAAGAUAAGCUGGGUGUUGACUACGUUCGACGCCUGCUGAAGAUGCCGCAUUUGAGUAGAGCCUUGGAAGCACGGAUCAAAGAAAAACAUGCAGAGUGCAAAGGACGUCAACCGGCGCUGGUCGAGUAUCAGUUCCUUGAAAGUGCCAAACAGUGCAUGGCCUAUGGUCAAGUAAAGUUCGCCGUUCUUGAUACCGUUUCCAACUUGGGCUGCUUGUUCGGAAUCGGGCCAGCUGGAGUCACCAUUGAGGAGACGCAGUCAAGUCUGAUUCAUUUUUCGUGGAUGCAAAUAUCUGGUUUCUCCGGAAAAAGUAAGCAGCUUUCGAUCCACAUCACUGACCAGGGGGGAAAGUUCACCUAUCAUUACGCCUUGGACGAUAAGAAGAGGUGUCGUCAAAUAAUCAAACAGUGCAAGCGGUUACUGCACUUCUAUCGUUCCGAGCUUCCGAAAAGCCUGUGUUGGCAAUCCUUGAACAUGGCGACUACAAACUCACCUGGACAGAACCGUUCUGUUCAAAUGACCGGGUACUCCAACACCAUUGAAAUACGUCUGGCUAUGCGACAGCCCACAGAUCCAUUCACAUCUGUUCCAAAGAAGCUCAAGUGGUUAGAGCGCGGGUCCGUGGUUCGAACCCGACCUGCGCCACUCGACUUCCCCUGCCUAGGCUUCGGCGCCUGG
Opisthorchis viverrini is the source of this 954-nucleotide messenger RNA. RefSeq lists its product as hypothetical. Gene Ontology annotation, cellular component: cytoskeleton. Lineage: Eukaryota; Metazoa; Platyhelminthes; Trematoda; Opisthorchiida; Opisthorchiidae. The transcript is spliced from 9 exons. The annotation marks the transcript as partial. The record is from RefSeq and is a predicted model, not a curated record.